Messenger RNA from Cetraspora pellucida, 429 nucleotides. NCBI's taxonomy places the organism in Eukaryota, Fungi, Glomeromycota, Glomeromycetes, Diversisporales, Gigasporaceae. The record is from the annotation of a GenBank genome assembly.
AUGCCUUCUAUUAUCAAUACAACUACUCACACUACAAUUUCCGAUAUAUUCCCUGAAGCAAUUACCCACAACUUGGAAAAAUCUCAACGAAUUUAUCUUAUAAAUAAUCGUUGUGUCAGUUCUUCGAAUGUACCAUGUCAGAUACGUCAAAAAUUAUAUUCCCUUUCAACGAAUUUAUAUUCUUAUGUUCUUGAUGAGAAUAUCCUGAAUGUAUUGGAAGGAGAAAUCGAAAGGAUGUUCGCAGGUGUUGAUGAUCUUGAAAAAAUAAUUUACAAACUUGAUAUACAUACUGCCAGCAUAAAUAACGUCGGCCCAGGUGCAACUACGAAUGAAGAUGAAUUAGAAGAUAUUUAUCAAUCUAUCGUUGGCAUUAUUAGAAAAAUGGAAGAAAACAUGGAUAGAUUUGAAAAAAUAAUGCUUAAGGCGUGA